AUGGCCUCCGUGUUCUCCAAUCGCGAUCGCAUGAUCGACGAGGCGGUGGCCUACUACCACGUACUCCUGCCCAAGAUGGUCGCUUGGUCGGCAUGCCUGGUGGAGAACCCGGACGACUUCUACGUGCGCGGGCGACACACCGUGGGCGACCUGAUGGCCGCGCUGCGUGUGCUGAGCUUCCCUGCGAAGGGAGACACUAGUCGGCCUCGGCCAGGGGAGGUUCUUCCCAUGCAAGUGUUGGCCGACUUGGCGGAGUACAUGGACACGCUCGAGUCCGUUCAGAUCGCGGUGGCGAACGUCAUGACCGACGUCCACUGCGGCUCGUUGCUCGUAUCGCUGGAGCAGGCCAACUGGAUCAUGAGGCUUCUCGUGCCCGUCGCUCGGGAGAUCGGGUGGAAGAUGGACGGCUAUACGGCGCUGGCCAAAAAAACCGCGGGUGGAAAGCUCCGCGCGGACGAGUGGAGGACCCCGUACCCUCCUGCGAUACUCUACAUGUAUACAGCUUUCCUGCGCGAUGAGGUCCGAACGGUGGAAGAGGUCCGUGCGGAAUUCAGGACGUACCUUGCUUUCGGGACGGGGCUCUUCGUGCGGGAUGACCAACCGGUGUGGCCACAACGUUAUACCGUCCCGCUGAGGCGCGAGCACGAGCUGUCCAACCCGCACCAGGUGGAGAGAGAAUUCUGGUUCGCGAUGUGCGCACACAUCCAGGUGAUCUGCGCCUCCAGCGACGUGUUCAUUGGGCUGGAUGCGCGGCCUUUGGACGGCGUGCCGAACGAGGCUCUUCAAGGUGGCUGGCUCCAGAAAUUGGGUGUGGCUCUGAGGCGGAUUGAGAGGCGGAUUGAGAGUACGUGUCAAUCUUCGACACCUUGGAGAACAACCUUCAGAGAAGCCCCGGCGUUCAUGAAUAUUUCGCUGGGGUUCAUCACGUUCAUGGAUGUGCAAGACGUGGUACAGAUGCUGACGUCCGAGUCGUCGACAACGGAGCUCGUGUUCUGGGAGUACCAGGCACACAGUCCAUACCCCGGUGUUCCGUGCCUUCCUGUUGGGAUGAUCGAGGGCUCGCCGGGACAUGCGACCUGGUCCGCCCGUCAGGCGAAGCAUUGCCACCGCGUGCUGGCGCACAUGUUGGCCCGGAUGGCAAUCUUUGAGUCUGUGCGGUUUGCCGACGCGGGCUUGAACGCACAGUUGACGGAGCAUCUGCAUUUCUGCCACCAGCGUCUGGGCUGGUUAGCGGCUCAGCUCGAGGGUAUUCCGCUCCGGUCUAAGUAG
This is a messenger RNA of Fomitopsis serialis, 1269 nucleotides long. RefSeq lists its product as uncharacterized. Lineage: Eukaryota; Fungi; Basidiomycota; Agaricomycetes; Polyporales; Fomitopsidaceae. The coding region runs from base 1 to 1269 and encodes 422 amino acids. The transcript has 4 exons. The record is from RefSeq and is a predicted model, not a curated record.